Polyodon spathula (Mississippi paddlefish) is the source of this 2710-nucleotide messenger RNA. It is a transcript of the gene ptp4a2b, whose product is annotated as protein tyrosine phosphatase 4A2b. Gene Ontology annotation, cellular component: nucleus. NCBI's taxonomy places the organism in Eukaryota, Metazoa, Chordata, Actinopteri, Acipenseriformes, Polyodontidae. The transcript has 6 exons. Gene Ontology annotation, biological process: positive regulation of cell migration; protein dephosphorylation. The coding region runs from base 705 to 1211 and encodes 168 amino acids. Gene Ontology annotation, molecular function: protein tyrosine phosphatase activity. The record is from RefSeq and is a predicted model, not a curated record.
UGUUGUAAAAUGGGAUAGGAAAGCUUGAAAACGCCACGUUUUUCUGUCGCUGUUCGAUUGCCUCUUUUGUUACUAAAUGUUUCUGUGUUGAUUUGGGUCGCACAUUUAUGGCGUUUUUGAGCGUCAGUGGGGAUUUCUGCCAGGCUCAGCACCUCGCCUUUGCAGACAAGUGAACCGACGGCCCCCCACGGCAAGACCACGCCAGCCGGAAACCUCCCUAGACAGACACCAGGGCGAACACUGAGACUGAAACGCUACCGCGACUGGGAAAUAUUUCCGCGCUUCUACAGACUUGCUGUUCUGGGCACCCCCCUCACCCCCCCCUCUUCUAUUAUUUACACUUCCUGAAUGGGGUAAACAUUCCCUGGAUCUCUGAUUGGAUGACUGAAGGAUAGUAGGUUUUUUUUUUUUCCCCUCCCUGGAAAGGGGCUCAGUGGAAUUAGCGAACCCUCCCCUACACGUUUUUGCCGUUGCCAUUUAUUUUAAUUAGUUUUAUUUUGUAUCGUCAGAUCUGCGUGUACGAAAUAUCUCGAAGCCACAGAAUUAUUCCUAGCUGACAUCUGAGCCAAAGUUAGGGAUUUGUCAACCCUACGACUCUCCCUGCUACUUGUGUUUUUUUUUUAAUUAAUAAAACAAUUUUUAUUUUAUUUGUAUUAUAGUUUAAUAUUUUUUAAACCCUUUUUUUGGACUCUUUGCUUGCCAAUAUGAACCGUCCUGCCCCUGUUGAGAUUACGUACGAAAGCAUGAGGUUUUUAAUAACGCACAACCCAACCAAUGCAACCCUCAACAAGUUCACUGAGGAACUAAAGAAAUAUGGAGUCACAACACUGGUCAGAGUGUGCGAUUCCACCUAUGACACAGCACCGGUGGAGAAGGAAGGGAUCCAGGUGGUGGACUGGCCCUUCGAUGAUGGAGCACCUCCCCCAAAUCAGAUAGUUGACGAUUGGCUGAACCUCUUGAAGAACAAGUUUCGAGAGGAGCCGGGGUGCUGCGUGGCGGUGCAUUGUGUUGCCGGACUGGGCCGAGCGCCUGUUCUGGUGGCCCUCGCCUUAAUAGAAUGUGGAAUGAAGUAUGAGGACGCAGUCCAGUUUAUACGACAAAAGAGACGUGGCGCUUUCAACUCCAAACAGUUGCUUUACCUCGAGAAAUACCGACCCAAGAUGCGCCUACGAUUCAAAGAUGCCAAUAACCACAACUGCUGCCUGCAGUAGGGCGAGGAAAACGAUAAAAGGAAAACGAAUACAAAUCUUGGUCUUUCGGACCGUGCUGUCGCCUGGGAAUGUCAACAUCGAACCGAGCCAAAAUGGAGGAGUGUUUUAAUCAUGAGUAAGGCUGCCACGUUUAAACCACCUGCAGUAAAGUGAACGGAAACUUUUAAACGCUGAGCGGGGCCUUUUCAAGCAAAACGAUACUUACAAACAAUGAAUUAGGGGCAGUAACGGUACUUAAUACGCUCUAGUGAAAAAUACAAGUGGAGCUAAAACUUCACAGCUUAAAGAAUUAUUUGCACAGGAGCUUCUCUGGUGAGAUAGAUAAUCUGGAACAGGUAUAUGGCUAAUUUCAGUUCAAUGUUAAGCACAUAACUGCCUUUUUACUGUCAUACUUUAAUGCUGACAAUUCUGGGAGUUAAACCUACACCAGCAAACAAGAAACUAAACUGUCAAUAAAACUGUGAUGGAGGAGUAAGUAAUUCCUACAUGAUGAAGUCCAAGCAAGGCAAUGUAGAUCUUUACAGUCCGCAGUCUUGCAGUAUUAAUUUGGCAGUAUCUUUGCACAAAACAAGGCUAGGGUGUCUAAUAAUGGACACAAUAUUAAAGCAAACGGGAGGUAAAUUAAGCAGACAGUCAGCUGGUCAAUGUUCGUUUCAAGAUUGUGAAAUUAAACUAAAUAGAGAUGCUUACAUGUUUUAAAGGUGGCAGCCUUAAUCACAAUGUUUUUUUUUUUUUUUUUUUUUUUUUGUAAAAAACCAAACUGGGUGGGUGGGAUAACCUCUUAAUUGUGUAGGAUCACAUUGUCCUUUUUUUGUAUUCUGGUUGAUCUGGUCAGAUUGUAUCAAAGGGGAAUGUACAGUGUGGCUGGUCUGAAAUCAGGGGUAAUGGUACAGCACUACACUUCUGUGUUUGGGUUGGGGAGUGGUUGAUUGGUGGGGUUGGCAGUCCAGAUUUAGUCUGUGCAAAUCUCGGUGGUUUGUAUUUUGAAGUAAGCAAGACCGUACUUUAACGUAAUUUAAAUAAAGUCAUGAUUUUUGCACAAAAAUAAAAGCUUCCAAAAGGAUUUCCUUCAAUGCAGUAAUGUAUUUGGGGGCCCCCAUGCAAUGUGCAAUGUUGGGGUGGGGGUGGGUAGAUGUGCCAGUUAGCUAGCCAUGUUGUUCAGUGCAGUGUCUUAUCUACAGAACAGAUUCCCUCCUCGCUCUUGUUUAGUAAUAUAGUUUUUUAUUUAUCUGUACUGAUUUGGAAAUACUCAACAAAAGUCGCAAUAGCAGCAAAGGUCCUUUGAAAGCUAUUACCUACCGUCCUCUGAACAGCUACCUUUUCAGACUGGAAGGAGAUCAGCCAAUGUGGUUCAAAUGGGUACAGGCAGGCUUCCAGUCACCUGACUGGGUUACAGAGAUGUUUAACAUUUUAUUUCAGGAUAACGUUUUGGUUCCAGAGCAGUCGUUUGUACGUUGCAACAUGCACAGUGGAGAGACUUUCUCUACUGCCAGAUAGAU